Messenger RNA from Arctia plantaginis, 1116 nucleotides. Lineage: Eukaryota; Metazoa; Arthropoda; Insecta; Lepidoptera; Erebidae. The record is from the annotation of a GenBank genome assembly.
AUGACGUCACUACGGGCGAAAUUUCACUUCGUUUCGGAUUCCCUGGACGCAAAAACUACGAUCGUGAAAGUGCUUACCAUACAAUUAGAAGGUGAGGAUACUAUAUUUCAAUUCCCUAAGGAGUAUCAGCGUAAGGAGGAUCACCCGAAAUUAUUCGACACGAGUGUUGUAAAGAAUGUAGUCAAGAGCAUGAAGACCCGUGGAAAAUUCCGGAAUAUAUGGGUAUCGCUGGCGGAUGAGCUGAAGGAUCAGUACCUAGACGAGGAGGGCAACGUAUGCUUCGACGGGAUAUAUCUGGACGAGGCCCCUGUCAAUCCCAACCCCGCAUUACCAAAAUUUUCCCAAUCCGAACCGGUCGAAAACAAAUCCAUACAUUCAGUGGUAAAAGAUAUGAUUCUAGAUAAGUUUUCAGGAAAAAAUCAAAACGCGAAGGUAUUUCUAAACCUUUUUGUACAAGAAUGCAACCGUUUAAAAAUUGAAAACACACGUUUUCCAGAAGUGUUAAGACUUUUUUUAGAAGGACCAGCCCUUGAUUGGUUUCUUGCCUUUCUAAAGACACAUACAAUCUCACGACCGUGGGAAUUCUGGCAAAACUCUUUUCUUGAUACCUUUGCAGAGCUGAGUUGGGCCGAAAUAAAUUAUGCCUACACUUUUCGUUAUGUGAGUGGGCCAAUGUUAGAUUACGCGCUCAAAAAGAUAAACUUACUCUUGGACGCGGAUCCGGAAUUAACCCCAAAUAGCCAAAUUAAUUUUAUUGUAUUGGGUUUACCAUAUCAAAUAAGGACACGAAUCAAUAUAAGGGAUUUAAAUUCAAUUGAUCAAUUGAUGUCGUGUAUUCGACAAUUAGAAAAUUCAUCUACGAGUAAUAAUAACAAAAAUAAAAAUUCGUUCGUAAUUGAAAAUAAAUCGCAAAAUAAAUUACCAAAUAGAUCAGAGUACAAACCUUGCUCGUACUGCAAAGAUAAAGGUUUUCCAAACAGAUUCCAUCCUGAAAAUCUUUGUCGCAAUAAACAACCAAGCCAUAAAGAAAACUUCAAAAAUGACAAAAUCAAAAUGGUAAAUAACUUAGAAGUACAAGAUAGUAUUUCAUCAAGUGACGACUCAAAAAACGAUUAA